Messenger RNA from Antrostomus carolinensis (chuck-will's-widow), 5589 nucleotides. RefSeq names its product retroelement silencing factor 1 (gene RESF1). The transcript is spliced from 3 exons. The record is from RefSeq and is a predicted model, not a curated record. Gene Ontology annotation, cellular component: nucleus. Gene Ontology annotation, molecular function: histone methyltransferase binding. Bases 1 to 5589 code for a protein of 1862 amino acids. NCBI's taxonomy places the organism in Eukaryota, Metazoa, Chordata, Aves, Caprimulgiformes, Caprimulgidae.
AUGGACUGGAAUGCAAGACCUCUCCAGAAUGCUAACGCAAAGAGGAACCUGCAGAGUGAAGAAGCAUGUUACACUCAGUUGCUUUCUAAUGCGCAUACUUUUCCACAGACAAAUGCCUGUUUCUCUAAAAAUGCAUCUGUUUAUGCUGGAAAUAGCCAAAUGAUGUAUCUGACAACUAACAAUGUUGCCUUCCCUCUUGUAAAUGCUGAAGGAUUCAAAACUUCAGAUCAGGCCUUACCAGGAGCAUCUGUAGCUGGUAAUGAUUUUUUAAUCUCUAAAUACUCAGUUGAUCGACAUCUACCGUCCUGUGUACCAAAACCUCCCAAUCAGACAUCGCAUUUGCGGGCAGAGGUGACUCAGACUUCUUGGCAAACCUCUAAUGUCUACAUGUAUUCCCCUAGAAAGUUACCUCCCCUGUCGUCUCAAAUGAACGCUGGAAAUAACGUGGGGAAUGCACUUUGGGAACCUCAGUAUGUCACCACAAACAGCUAUACUGUACGGCCACAAAUGCCACAGCAUAAUUCUGUGAGAACUACAAUGUUAUAUCAAAGUAACAUUAAUUCCCAGAAUAGUUCUAUGACUCUUAGUACAUCUGGGCAACAUGUCCAAAACCAAAUAUAUCAUCCCAACACUCAGUUUCCGGUUUUACACUUAAUGAAUCAAAAUACUGAAGCAAAUGUACAGCUGCCACAAUAUCGACCGAGUCAGAUAGGAUCAGAAGUUCCUAGUGGAUGUUCUGUACCGUCUUUGUUACCUGCCAACUGUGAUUCAAGAGCUGCAGCACAAUCUUCAAUAGGCGUACCACAGGCAGUUCAAAAUGUGCCUAAUGGAUACACCCUUAGCCAACAGAGGCGCCCAUCGGAUCCAAAAAAUGCUUCUGGUUUUACCAGUGUUCAGCAGCACUGUCAGAAGCGGCAGUCUGGAGAAGUCAGUCAGUCAGCUAGGAAUGUCUGUAAUUCAGAUGGAAAUGUGACAGCAAAUCAGCCUUUUAAUGAAAAGCCUGUGCCAUCCCCUGGCAUUUCCAAAGAACUGUAUGAUAUUUUGAAAGAAAUGGAAGCUUUUUCUUCAGUGGCUACUUCGAAGCCACUGAAUGAUCCUGCUUCAGUUCAAGAAAGCCAGACUAGUAGUUUAGUGAAUGGGCCUGUAAAUUCUCAAACUUCAGCAGCAGCAGAUGGAAGAACGAUUACAAAGGACAGACUAGCUUGGGAAGCUCGAAGGCUACUUGCUAUUAAAAAAAAAUGUGUCCUCCUUGAAAGGAUGCAUCAUUAUAGAAGAAAACUCUUAGCAGCUUCAGAACACGACAAAAGUGCUCCCUCACGUCCUGCAGGGUAUCAAGAUAAUCUUGCUAAUCAUCUUCCAUGCAUACCCAACCAAAAUGUGCCACCUUCCUCAUCUGAAAUAGCAAGGACAGAGAGCACAAUACUUAACUCUUCACCUGAAGAACGAAGUGACAAAAAUGUAGCCAGUGCUGAUAACAGAGGAUUAGAGGUGACUCAAAGUAACCCCCGGGUGGAACAGGGAAGCCUUUUAUCAAGCUCUGCUCCUGUUCCCCCUCAGAGCACACUCCCAGCUCAACUGAAUAAUCUUGAGAGCACUCCUGUCUUGGAACAAAGGGAUGCGUGUGCCCUGGCCUCUUCUCAAAAAGCUGUGACAACCUGGAACAAUGUGUCAUGUUUUAGUCAAGUGGAUGGCUCUAUCAAAUUUUCAUCAAAGAACGUGCCAGUUAACCCCAAGAACUCGUCGUUUCUUCAUUUUGUAUUGAGCAGCACAAAUAUAUUGAAAGAGAAGACAGCUGGUGCUACUGCUGAUAAAAUACUGACUAAUCUCUUAUGUGGUGAAAAACCGCUGGCAGAUACGUGUGUUUCAGGCGGAAGCUUAUUAAAAGACACUAGUAAGAAGAAUGUAGAAAGUUUGGAAGGUGAGCAGGCAUUUAUGGCUCAUACAAACUCUCCUGUAUCAGAAACGACCAAAUCUGGUGAAGCUAAAUUCCAGAGUGAUGUAGCUCAGAAAAAAACACCAUUUACUGAAAAUACAUCAUUUAAACAGAGCAAUUAUCGUUACUCUGUGGAAGAGCUAACUGCUUGCCUGGGCUUGUGGAGAAAGCACCCGUCGGAACCUGGAAGUGUGCAAAAGAGUCAAUCAAAUGAAAGCGCCACAGCAAAUCAGAUUUCAUCUUACAGCCAAAACACAAAAAAUAAAGAACAAAAUAAUGUUCUGGCUAGUACAGAUGAAGCAGUUUUGCCUAUGACAACUGCUUCUGUAGGACAAAAACUUGAUACACUGAGUUGCAAUUUGAUAAAAAGUUUUGAUCUCCAAGUGGCAGUUGUCUCUCCUUUAGUACUUUCUGAACAGAGAACACACAAUGAGCAGGCAGACAAAUGUCCAACGUCUGCAGGUAAAACCUAUCCAGUGAUUGACUCGGGAAGCACAUGUAACUUGCAAGAAGAGGGGAAAAAUGGUUUAAGUGUGGUAAAUACUGAUAAAGGAAUAACAGAAACUGCUCGGUCCUCACCCAGUGAUUGUGUUCUGGUGCAGAAAGUGGACUCACAUUUGCAACAGACCAAAUUAGCUGAUGGAAACAGUAUAGUAAAAUACAGUGUGAGUGCAAACGAUUCAUAUGAUGAAAACCAAAGGAAAGUUAGUCAAUCUGCACAAGGUGCCAGAGAAAAUCUGCAGCUUGCAUUAGAAAACGAGCCUUCUCUUCCUGAAUUGGACAUAAAUUUUUCUAGUCAAAUCUUUCAGGAAGGUGUAAGAGACAGUAAGGACAAGCAAACUGUGUCAGAGACAGGAGAUACAUCCACAGCUGGAUUGGAAGAACAGAUGUUUUGUAUUUCGAGCGUAUGUUCACUUGUUGAAGGUGAUGCAUUUUAUAAUCCACAAAUAGCAAGUAUCUUCGGGUCAGUCCCUGAAACACGUGCAUUAAGUGAUACCUCAUCAGAAGCAAAUGCAUCUGGCCCAAGGCAAAAGCAGCAACGGCCGGACUUGUAUAAAAAGGAGCGGAGCAAUAGCACUCCCCAAAGAGAGAGCUUGCUGCAAAAAAUGUUGGAAGAACCAUCAGGCUGUAUGAGUAAAGCAGGUAAGAUUUCGGAUGGUUUCACAACUAGUCAUUUGGAGAAAGAAAGCAGUGGCAAUCCUCCUAAAACAAUUCCUACCUCAGAACAAAAGAAGUCACUCAAUGCAUCUUCCAAGCAUCCUGAAAAUGACUUGGAAAUUCUUGCUAGUAUAAACCAGGAGUUAGCUCAAAAUUCAUUAGACUUCUCAAUCAGCGUAACUGCUGAAACAAAUGUGUUCACUGUUCCAAGAGACCACAAUAAACAAAAUUACAUGUCCAGCAAAAAUAGCACAGCAAAAAAGAUUAACCUUUUUGGAGCAGGACCUAUUAAAUGUCUAAACAAUCAGCUCUCUGAACUAGUGAAAGAGUUUCCGUAUGGCAUUGAAGGUGGUGAAAUGCUAUCAAAAGAACCAGCACAAAAUGAUUCUGUAGCUGAGCAGAUGGAGAAUCAGCCUCAAAAAGAGACUCAGAUUUGUAACAAGAAUCCUCAUGUGGAGGACCCAGUAGAUCAGAUAAAAAUUGAAGUGUUAAGCUCUGGUCAGAUGCAAGAACUGUUUCCUGAACACAACUGGUGUCCCUCUAAUGACAGCAAGAGACUAGCGAGUCAACAGUCAGAAAAGGCUUCAGCUGAGAAGAACCUUGAAGGCGGUAUUCAGCCCAGUCAGAGUCUAUGUGAGAAUAAAAAAACCACACCAAAACCCUCAGACCCCAGAAAAAAAGACGAUUGUUCUUCAGUGGAUCAGCUGUCUGUAGUGUGUAAAAUGCCUCUGUGCCUCUCUAAAUUUGGAAUGUCUGGUUCAGAGAAAAAUGAUGAUCAGCUUUCAAAAGCUGAAAAUACUAGCUCUGUAGAGAGACAAGGAGACAACGGUAAAUCUGAUGCUGUAAUGAAGAACGACUGUGCAAUGGAAAACCUGCCAGUUUCAGGAAAAAUCCCAAACAGUGUUAGCAAAAAUAAGGAAGAUAUUUGCAAAGACAUCUCUGUAAUGAAGAAAGCUAGGCUAGAGGUGAAUAAUGAAUGCAAACCACUUACAACACAAGAAAAAAUUGGACCACUUAAUUCCUCUGAAAACCAGGAUAUUGAUCAAUCUAAAAGGAACAGUUGUAAGGAAGAGCUGCAAGCUGACAGAACAACAUCGUUAGGCAAAGAAUUUCAAUCUGACAAAAAAGAACACCAGACAGUCUCAGAAGAGUUGUCAGAGAAAGCUGGUCAUACUGAUACAGACGACAUGACAAAUUCAUCCAGAAAGAAAGAGAAAGUUUUCAAAAUGGAGUCCCUUUUAAAAGAUAAAACAAAACCAGGUUUGGCCAUGAAAUCCAAAACAGACAUUCACAAAUCUGCAAAGUCAGAAACUGUUGAAAUCCAGCAUGCUGAAGUCAAUCAAGGACAAAAAACUAAAACCUGUGAAGAGAACUCUGCUGAAGAACAGAACGGUCAGAAACAAAAGGAGAUACCUGGGCAAGAUGUAGGAAUUAACAUCAAAGAGAGAGACAAAUUAUCAGCAGAAAUAAAACCUAAAAAGCUGAAUAGUUAUCGUGCUGAUGCUGUAAAGCUCCCAAACUUUGGCACUGUAGACUUAAAGUCAAGAAGCCAUACAUACACUCAGCAUAGAUCUCUGAAAGUUCAUCCGUCACAGGAGCAGUCAUACAAACGGAAGAGGAAGGAAAGCACGGUUUGGAAGAGAGACCCUAAGAAAACAAAGGUGGAUGAGGAAAGACUGAAACAAUCUGAACCACAGAAUUCCAAGCAGCUUUCACACAAUUGCAUGAUAAAUGCUGACAAAGCUAAAAAAGGGAAUGGGGAAAAUGGCUGGAAACCAAAGAGUUCAUUAGCAGACUGCUCUGUGCUUAAACUACAGCGAAAAAGGGCUCGAUCUUCUACCAUCUCUAAAAACUACUUUUCUAACAAAGAGAGACAUCUUGAUGGUCAAAACAAAGACAAGUGCUCUGAGAAAAUAUUUCCUGAUAAAAAUCUGUUAUACUUAAAUAGAAGAAAUAACAAACUAAAAUUGCAUCUUCAAAAGGAACCAAAAAAACACUACUUGAACAGAGUUGCAUUUAAACGUACGGCACAGGAACGCAUAUAUCUGACAAAAUUAGAGACAUCACCUGUCAGACCCAUUUGGCAUAUGAAGCCCAAAGUGUCACAAAAUAAGCCAAAUGUAAACAGAGAUGCUUCUGUCUCAGAAGCUGAGAAAUCAUGCAAACUGGAAGUACUUGAAUUUAAGCUGUGUCCAGAGAUACUGUUCAGAAAUCCAACCGCUGGUGAAGAAAGCCUAGCUGCAAAGAAUUCCCUGGAAAGAGAGAAACCCGUUGUGGCAGGUGUAAAGAGUAAAAAAGAAGAUUGGUUAAAAUAUGAUCCAGUGAAGCAAAAAAAGCUGGAGGGGAUCUCUACAGCUGAGGACAGUAUUCCACUUGAUACAGCUAUACAGAUCCUGGAUGGAGAUGGUGAGGCCCUUCACAUGCCAAUCAAAGACUCAAAAGAGAUAUUUCAGGCGUACAGAAAAAUGUAUCUGGAAAAAAAGGUGCAAAAGUCUUGA